Anastrepha obliqua is the source of this 3254-nucleotide messenger RNA. RefSeq names its product RNA cytidine acetyltransferase. Gene Ontology annotation, cellular component: 90S preribosome; nucleolus. The coding region runs from base 124 to 3147 and encodes 1007 amino acids. The transcript is spliced from 11 exons. The record is from RefSeq and is a predicted model, not a curated record. Gene Ontology annotation, biological process: rRNA acetylation involved in maturation of SSU-rRNA. Gene Ontology annotation, molecular function: tRNA binding; ATP binding; 18S rRNA cytidine N-acetyltransferase activity. Lineage: Eukaryota; Metazoa; Arthropoda; Insecta; Diptera; Tephritidae.
UCAAAAACGCAGACGAAUUUUUGCAUACGACGCACGUGUAAUUCUUUAGUUUGUUUUAUCCUUUCAAACUGCACAUUUUAAAUAUAAAUAAUAUAGAGCUUAAAAACGGUUUUACAUUAAAAAAUGGUAAAAAAGAAGAUUGACAACCGCAUACGCGUCAUGAUUGAAAAUGGCGUCAAGUUGGGACAUCGAACAAUGUUCAUAAUAAUAGGGGACAAAGCGCGCGAUCAAGUGCCGAUACUCUACGAUAUUUUAACUAAAUCUACAGUGAAGGCCCGCCCGACAGUAUUAUGGUGCUACAAAAAUAAAGAUGAGGCCAUAUCUAAUCAUGGCCGUAAGCGUGCUAAGAAGAUUGCGGCUGGUAAAAUUGAUGUUAACGAUGCGGACAUGUUCGACACAUUUCGAGUAUCCACAACUAUACACGGCCGUUACUACUCGGAAACGCACGCUGUUUUGGGUCGCACUUAUGGUGUAUGCGUGCUGCAGGAUUUUGAAGCGCUCACGCCCAACCUGUUGGCGCGUACUGUGGAAACAGUUGAAGGUGGAGGUUUGAUAAUAUUAUUGUUAAAAACCAUGCAAUCGCUUAAACAACUGUAUACAAUGAGCAUGGAUGUGCAUAAACGUUUUCGUACCGAAGCUCACCAAACGGUUACUUGUCGUUUCAACGAACGUUUGAUACUCUCGUUGGCUGAGUGCAAGCGCUGUCUAGUGGUCAACGAUGACUUAACCGUGCUGCCGUUAAGUUCGAAAACAAUCAAUGUUGAUGCUGUUAAUCCCGCUGAAAUUGACAAAUCUGAGAACAAUGAAAUGUUGCAAGAUUUAAGAGAAAGUUUACGUGAUACACCUCCCGCCGGACCACUUGUGGCUCAAUGCCGCACAUACGAUCAAGCUAGGGCUGUUGCCCAGUUCAUUGAAGCUUUGGCGGAGAAGCAGUUAAAACCACCCACAACGCUCACCGCAGCACGUGGUCGUGGUAAGUCUGCUGCCAUGGGACUGUCAAUCGCCGCAGCAAUAGCCUUCGGUUAUGUUAACGUCUAUGUGACUUCUCCUCAUCCGGAGAAUUUGAUUACGCUCUUUGAAUUUGUUCUUAAAGGCUUUGAUGCUCUGGAUUAUCAGGAACAUUCUGAUUAUACUAUUAUACGUUCCACCAAUCCAGAUUACAAAAAGGCCAUCAUUCGCAUCAAUAUCAACCGUUCGAAUCGCCAGACCAUACAAUAUAUUGCACCCACCGAUACACAUCUAUUAAAUGCAGCCGAUCUGUUGGUAAUUGAUGAGGCUGCAGCCAUACCUUUGCCUUUGGUAAAGAAAAUGAUGGGACCGUAUUUGAUAUUCAUGGCGUCUACUAUUAAUGGCUACGAAGGAACGGGACGCUCGCUUAGUUUGAAAUUGAUGACACAAUUGCAGAAGGAUAAUAAUGCACCACCACCCAUAAAACUCGAAGAGUCGAUUCGUUAUAGCGAAGGCGACGAUAUCGAAGCCUGGUUAAUUAAUUUAUUAUGUUUGGAUACCACUACUGUACCUAACAUCAGUUCGGGUUGUCCAACUCCAGAGGCUUGCGAUCUCUAUUACAUAGAUCGUGAUGCCUUGUUCUCAUAUCACAAAGCAGCCGAAUCCUUCCUUCAUCGAUUGGUCUCCAUUUACGUAGCUUCGCAUUACAAAAACAGUCCGAAUGACCUACAAAUGAUGAGCGAUGCACCGGCGCAUCAUCUUUUCUGCCUUUUGGGACCUAUUCAACGCAAGGAUCAACUGCCAGAAAUACUUGUUGUCGUCCAAGUGGCACUUGAGGGUGAAAUUUCUUCACAAACAAUAAGCGACUCCUUGGGUCGCGGCAAGAAAGCGAGUGGUGAUUUAAUACCGUGGAACGUUGCAGAGCAAUUUGGUGAUCGUGAAUUUCCGAAGUUGUCCGGUGUGCGGGUGGUGAGAAUUGCUACGCAUCCGAACUAUCAAAGGAUGGGAUAUGGUAAACGAGCAAUUAAACUGCUGCGAGAUUAUUAUCAGGGUAAAUUUACAGACAUAAGUGAAAAUCCACAAGGUGGAGAAAAUGCGAAUGGUAUCGAAGAAGUUGACGAAGACCAAUUAGGUAUUCUAAAAGAGCAAAUACGUCCACGUCGCAGCAUUCCCACUCUACUGAAACGUCUGAAUGAGCGCGUCCCGGAACAUAUCGACUACUUGGGUACGUCAUAUGGACUAACGCAAGAGCUUCUUAAAUUCUGGAAAAGUUUGGGGUUCGUGCCCGUAUACAUUAGUCAAAAGUCCAAUGACAUUACUGGGGAACAUUCCUGCAUUAUGUUGCAUACACUAGAUAAAUCGGGCGCGUCUCCAGAGAAAAAAUGUGCAGAAUGGUUGAGUUUAUAUUUCAACGACUUUAGACGUCGUAUUAUCAAACUGUUAAGUAAAACAUUUAGAGAAUUCUCAGCCACUUUAGCAUUAUCUAUAAUCGAUAACAAAUGGGCGACAUUUGAGCAAAAGGCGCUCGACAAGCAUACGCUCGAUGUUUACUUUUUGCCCCAUGACAUUGAACGGUUGGAAGCAUAUUCGCGUAAUCAAAUUGAAUAUCGCUUGAUACUAGAUUUAGUGACCGACAUAAGCUAUAUUUAUUUUCAAGGAAAAAUGCAUGAACUUCAAAUAGAUACUUUGCAAAAGGCCGUCCUUCUCGGUAUCGGCGUGCAAGGAAAAACAGUUGAUGCAAUUGCAGCAGAGCUGAAUAUGCCGGGCAACCAGAUUUUGGCUAAAUUUUAUGAUAUGAUAAAGAAAACUGCCAAGUAUAUGCUUGGUGUCAUCGAAGGUCACAUUGAAAGCCAUAUGAAGAGUGAAACGCAGUUGAAUCGUGGUGAAGAGUUUGUUCCAGUUUCGUUGUCACUCAACGAUGAAUUGGAAGAAACUGCCCAGCAAUUAUCUAAGAAACAGAAGGAAGAGCUGAAAAAGCUAAAAAGGGAAAGCCUGAAAGAAUUUGCCAUUAAGGGUACCGAUGAAGACUGGUCAAAGGCGUUGACGAAUAGUGAUGGUAAAACCAAGCUUAUAUCUGUUAAAAGUGGAAUUAAACGGUUGGAGGAUGGAGUAGAAGAUAUUGCACCCAAAGAGCAGCCGAAAGCGAAAAAAGUCAAAAUGGGGAAAAAGAUGAAAGCCUCUAUGAAGUCUUUGAUUUAGUUAGUUUCCUUUUAAUAUGAAAGUAGUAAAUCUUGUUACUACAAAUAUUGGAAAAAGUAGCUUAUAAUAAAAUAUAAUAUACCUUAGCCGGUAGUCGUUUAUUUAAA